Molecule: messenger RNA, 2810 nt
Organism: Chaetomium fimeti
Lineage: Eukaryota; Fungi; Ascomycota; Sordariomycetes; Sordariales; Chaetomiaceae
Exons: 2
Coding region: 98-2788 (896 amino acids)
Source: RefSeq, a predicted model, not a curated record
AAAGCAUCCAACUUUGACGCUUCCUGAACCUCAACAUCUCCAGCAAGACUGUGUCCGUCCCCGAGCUUUAUCCUAGCCAUCUUCCGAAUACUCGGGUAUGGACCCCCUGACGGCACUUUCCACCGCGGCCGCCGUGGUUCAGUUUGCCGACUUCGGCUACCGACUCGUAAAAAACGCGCAUGAACUGUACACGUCUCCACAAGGCCAAAAGUCCAAACACAUCGAGCUCUCCAUCGUGUCCCACGACCUUUCCCGCCUCGCCGAUGCCGUUGAGGCUAAACUCGGCGAUAAUGAAGGGCCGGGGGGAGAGGUUCUCCGUCUGUGUCGCGAAUGCGCGUCGACCAACCACGAGCUCCAGGAAAUACUCGGAAAACUCAAAGCCCGAGGAAAGACCAAGGUCGCCCUGGCUGUGGAUAGUUGGCGGGUUACCCUCAAGCAGGUCGCAACCGCUGACAACAUUGAGAAACUGGCAAACCGCCUGAAUCUGAUCCGACAGCAAAUGAACGUAGCGCUGCUGUACCUGUUGCUUGACGAAGCCGGGAAAAAUGGAAUAGAGUUGCGCCAGUUUGUGAAGCAACAAGCCGAUAUGAUUGCCACCCUAGAUCGUGUUGACAGCACUACCAAGCAAUUCAGCACGGGUAUUAUGGGCCUCGUCGAUAAAUGGCCUGCCGACAAUCAGGCCGAGGUUGAUGAGAUGGUGCGCUACGUGCUGAGCGACAAGUGGAACGGAAGUGAAUAUGCAAAACGAACCCUGCUCGACAGGAACUCGGAAGACGCCGACAAGCUCGACAAAGUGUGCCAGAGUCUAUAUUUCGAGUCCAUCAGCUACCGCGAGACAAGCAUCCCCAAGCGGCACGCGGCCACCUUCGAAUGGAUAUUCCACGACCCACGGACAUCGGAAGAUGGUGAUCCCCUCUGGUCGAACUUCCCGCAAUGGUUACGGGAGGAUUCCCGGGAUAUUUAUUGGAUUACAGGCAAACCAGGUGCCGGGAAGUCCACGCUGGUCAAAUUCUUUGCCCAGGACCCAAGGUUUGAACAGCUCCUUCGAACUUGGGCGGCCGGGUCCCAGCUGCUCGUUGCUCGCUUUUUUUCCUGGACUUCCGGUGCGAACAAACUCCAAAAGUCCCACGAGGGACUUUUUAGGACUCUCCUCCUUGAGGCCAUCCAGCAGCGACCUCAGCUGGCCAUCGAUAUCUUCCCUGCUCGCUGGUUUCUUCUCCAGUCCUUCGAUGGAAACGUGAAAUUGCCGGCCCCGACGAUGGACGAGCUGGUGGUGGGUUUCCGGAACCUCCUCCGUGGGACCGGCGAAAAGUUCAAGCUGGCUCUCCUCAUUGACGGUCUUGACGAGUUUGACGAGGACCAUGACAAGCUGGUCCAAAUACUUCGCGACGCCAAUGCAGCCGCCGGGGUUAAGGUCUGCGCCAGUAGUCGACCAUGGAAUGUCUUCAGGGAUGCGUACGGCAACAAUCCCAUGCUGCGGCUCGAGAACCUUACCCGAGAAGACAUCCAGUCGUUUGUCAAGGAGCAACUCGAGCUCAGCCCGGGCUAUCACGAGUUCGCCGCCACCAGCCCGCAAGUUGCUCGCAAGAUCAUCGAUGAUAUUGUCGACAAAGCACAGGGCGUUUUUCUCUGGGUAUCCGUCAUUUCCGGAUUGCUAGAAGCUGACUUCCGGGAAGGGGCCGGCAUCUCGGCCUUACAAGCAGUCAUCGAUAGGCUUCCAAGCGAGGUUGCCGACUUGUUCCGAUACAUCUGGGACCGAACCAGCAAACGGUUCCGCGCCGAGGCGUCGCAGUUCUUCCAGGUCAUGAACGCUUCCCAGGAUCACAACAUAACUUUGGCUGCCACGACCCUUUGGUUUGGGGAUAGGGAGAUCCCCAUCGACCUCGAUGCCACUGCAGUCACCAACAAAUAUUUAACAAGCGCCACGAAAUCGUUGGAACGGAAACUGAUGAGCCGCACCGGAGGCUUGUUGGAGCUGGUGCACAGCGAGAGCCUAUGGGGACGACAGCUUCACGUGGAGUUCAUGCACCGGACAGCCAACGAUUGGGUUCGCGAGAAUUGGGCAAGCAUCACCUCGGCGACCGACCCUGACUUUGACGCUCGCUUCUGGAUUGUCAAGGGCGCAGUUCUGACCAAAUCGGUCACGCCCAAGCCACUUAAACACUACCAUGAUGUCAACGGCUUGCUUUUGGCCGUACUCCGUCUUGCUUCUGGUUUUCCGGCUGACCACCCGGAUAUGGGGAACGUCAUGAUUCUUCUUGACCGGCUCAAUUCCCACAAGUUCAUGGCCAGACGCCACGCAAUUACGGACCUACAUACCGCUGGUAUGAAACUGGAGAGAACUCUAGACACAAUGGUCUCUAAGGACAACAACAUGCUCGAAAUUGCCGCCUUGGUUCCUAUUCCCGUAUAUUUAAAGCAGCAGGUUCACCAGGAUCCCGGCUUGUUCUCAUCCCCAGGCCUCUAUUCAAGACUGCUAAACAACAUCAUAUUCGGUGAAGUCUUGUAUCCGGACCAGACAGAGGCGCGGCUGCAACUCUUGGGCUUCCUAACGCAAGAGAAAUAUCGCCCUCUGUUCGACCGGGUUGGCAUGACCAAGCCUACGAUGGAACACGUGAAGAUACUUGCCGGCCUGGCCCCCAAGAACACAGACAUACACACCUUCUCGAUAGACGUACUACGCAUACUCGAAUCCCGGGUUGCUUUAGACCGCCGCAAUCGCUUGUCAAAACGGGUGGGAGAAUUUCGGGUUUCUCUCGGGGAAAUAUUUAGGCGCAAGGAGAGCUGAUGGAUUCGGAUUUGGGGGCGUU